AUGGCGGGCGUACAACCUACCAGGGAUCAAAUAUCCCAGGUCUGUGCCAUAAUCCAGGUAGAUGAAGGCAGUGCAAGGGUUUUGCUCAAGAAAAGCAACAACGAUGUCAACAGGGCCGUCAACGCCUUUUUUGAAGACCCCGUGAAGUCCGUGAUCGAAGAGCCUGCUGCCUCCAACGACUGGCAGUUUCAAGACAAUAUUCCAUUCCAAGAUGAUGUGAGCAUGGGAGGAGUCGCCGCCCUAUCUCGUCCGCCUUCACGAGUCGACAAUUCCAUAAUGGAUCUCUCCUCCGAGCACGCCGCGGCUUCGGCAAGCAACGUCAAGUCCCUCAAGGAACAAGAAGAAAUGAACGACCCAGACCUCCAGCGUGCAAUGGCCGAGUCACUAGGGCAGGGCUUGCCAGCACAGGAAGACGGAGUUACAGGAACUGGUGCACAUUUCGGCCCUGCCAAAAGGGAAUACUACGAACCCAGCAGUUGGGCUUUAACCACCUAUUCGACCUCGCGGGAGAUCAUUGAACAUCCACCACCAUCCAAGCGACGAAGGACAGCCGGUGAACCCUCUUUCCUCCGUGGGUCAAAGGAGACUGGGUACUUGGGGCCCUUGCUCACCAUCUACCACAAUAUCCCUCUCGCUCGCCAAGCGCUUCUCAUGCCUGCUCUAAGAGUACACGCCUACGCCCAUGAUAAUAGCUGGUGGUCAGGGUCCACCGAUGAAAAUACCAAGGCCUUGUCGACCGACAACAGUCUCCGCAUUGAUCGACAGGAGUGUAACCUGCUCACCGAAGUGCAGUGCCUCAUGGCUUUCCUCGACAGAACCACUCGCGCCUAUGGCAGUGUCGAUGCUUUGGCUGAUUUACAGGCUGUUCGCAAUCGGGCUGACGCCACGCCGUUCCAUUGUUUUCUCGAAGCCUGGACGUCUGCAGCGACAAGACAAGCUCCUCAAGAACAACUGACGCAGGUCUUCAGCUCCGUGGCGACGAAAGCGGGCAGUCCGGGCGACCCUCAGGUCGUGGAGAAGACUCUGAAUUGCAUCGACCCUUUUAUCAACCACUUUCCUGGCGAGACGUUGACCGACUUGCUCGACAAUACAAUCUGGAACGAUGAACAUGGAAAUAUAGAUGAUGUCUGGAUCAGCCAUUGCGCAGAGAUCUUCACCAUCCGAGUCCACGACCCUAACAGCACGUCGAGGAGCUCGGACCUGACCUUGGAUCCAAUCUGGUAUCCCGAUCGGUACAUGUACGAAUGCAGGGAGCAGAUGCAGCAGAUACGCAAAGAGCUGCAAUCGAUUCGCCGAGAGAUAGACCAAUACACUCACAUCCAACGUCGCUGUCAGAUUUACAAGUCGUCCGACAACAGACUUCUUGAUGUUGCCGAAGUCCUCAACUCUGCGGUCAAAGCUUCGUCCACGGUGCUGGGGAAGAAAUCUGUCUCGAAUGGCUUUCUCGACAGCCAGGCGUCCGGGGCAGAAGACACCGUCACCCAGGCUGAUGUGGACGAACUCGGGUCGGCAUUGCAGUCGGUGCUACAAAAGAUUCGGCACAAGCUGGAUUCUCUCGAACAACGCAAAAAUGAGCUUCGGCUCAGGAGCCGCCAGGUCACAAUGAGACUCACAAAACCGACGCUGGAAGCUCCCGACGUCCCCCAUCGCAAAUAUACUCUUCAAGGGGUCGCAACCAAGCCCGGCGUUACCUAUUUCCGCCGACAAAAUGCAAAGAUCAACUUACUGCUUGACGACGAUAUCUUAGAGCAGGACAGCCUCAGUCGUGGUUGGUGGAGAACUGCGUGGCUACAAGACGAAGCCCAGCCCGCCACCUUUCAUCCUCCAAUGAUCGGCCCGGUGACCAGAGCCCAGGCAGAGGCGACCAAGCAGUCAGAGAGGCUGCCCUACUCGAUUACACGGGUCCAGGAAGCCGACGUGCUGGAAGCGGUGAGGAAAGAAGCCAACUCGGUGCUGCUGGUAUAUGCCAACGAAAACGCGAUGAAGGUCCAAGGGGGCGAAUUGAGUAUUUCACUCCGGCACUUUGUGGACCGCGACAACCAAGCAUUUGCAGAGGAGCUGCAACACGAAGAAGGUCCACUGCCUAGCGCAGCUGCCGAUCUUGAAGCCGACACUGAAUUUGAGGAUGUUCCCUUGAUUGACCCAACUGCGUCCAGCGGUUCGGUGCAUGAGCUCACACCUAUGUCGACUUCGACCCCCGAUCUCGAGGGGGAUAGGCAACCUUCACCAAAAGGUGCUCUACAAGAAGAGAGUUCGGCCCAUUUGCAAGAACAGCCACCCUCCUACGAGGAAACUGUCGCCAAGCAGGAAAUGCUGGAGAGAAGGGGCAAUAAGAUUGGCUUAUAUGCCGAACAAAUGCUGCAAAGAUACGGGAGCGACACGACUCGGGAAAAGGGGGAAAGGGAAGAAAGUGAUUCUGGCGGCGGCUUUCUCGAGGUUGAAGAUGCCAAUGCGGUGUAG
Molecule: messenger RNA, 2460 nt
Organism: Fonsecaea erecta
Lineage: Eukaryota; Fungi; Ascomycota; Eurotiomycetes; Chaetothyriales; Herpotrichiellaceae
Exons: 4
Coding region: 1-2460 (819 amino acids)
Biological process (GO): protein deubiquitination
Cellular component (GO): nucleus; cytosol
Source: RefSeq, a predicted model, not a curated record